Messenger RNA from Olea europaea var. sylvestris, 2637 nucleotides. RefSeq names its product putative cyclin-B3-1. The record is from RefSeq and is a predicted model, not a curated record. The transcript is spliced from 26 exons. Gene Ontology annotation, biological process: regulation of cyclin-dependent protein serine/threonine kinase activity; mitotic cell cycle phase transition. Bases 184 to 2382 code for a protein of 732 amino acids. Gene Ontology annotation, molecular function: cyclin-dependent protein serine/threonine kinase regulator activity. NCBI's taxonomy places the organism in Eukaryota, Viridiplantae, Streptophyta, Magnoliopsida, Lamiales, Oleaceae. Gene Ontology annotation, cellular component: cytoplasm; cyclin-dependent protein kinase holoenzyme complex; centrosome.
GGUAAUCCCUCUCUUACGAAUUCUACUUUUUCCCCCUUUCUUUACUCUAAAAAUUUCAUCUGGAAAACGCUACUCUCUCAAGAAAAUGGUAAAAAAUUGAAGGCACAUUCCCUCAGAAGAACCCUAAUAAUUUUCAUCCGAAAGAAAGAAAAAGAACGAACAGGAAUCUGCUCGAAGAAAGAGAUGGUGGCCGUCAAGGGAAGGCUGAAUUCCCUAACAAGUCGAGUUAAACAAGACCACAAAAUGAGCAACAAUGGAGGAGGCAGAAAUUUCAAGAUUUAUGCGGAAGUUGAUAAUGUUAAAAUUGGCGAAUGCGAUCCUCUCGCUAAUGAAUUCAAGAGAAAAUCCGUUCAGCAUAAUCGAGGAAGUUAUCAGCUCAAUGUUAAAGAUUCCAAGAGUGGUGUCAAGAAUUUAGAGAAGAGUAAAAGCAAGAUAGAUACAUCUGUGAAGAUAAAUGUCAGAAGAAAAGUUUUGGCAGACAUCAGCAAUGCUAAGGGAAGCUUUUCGAAAACUGCACUGGUACCAGAGGAUACAGUCUCUGCAGGCAUUAGGAAAGCAAGUUGUUCGUCAGAAAAAUUCUCAAGGGGGAAAGUGACACAAGCUUCUGGCGAAAAUCAUAUUUUAAAAAGGCAAGUCAACAAAAAUAUGAAGGCCACCUCUGACGAGCAAGUGACCAAGGUUCAAGGCCGAAGCUCUAUGAUUACAACUGGCAGGACAUUUGUGAGAGUUCCUCUCCCUCCAACAAGGAAAUCUUUACCAGUACUAAAGCAAGUCAACAAGAUGGAAACAAGUGAUUUGAAGAAGGGGAAAAUGAGGUUAAACCAGAUUCAAGCUUCUGGCGAAAAUCAUAUUUUGAAGAGGCCAGAAGUCCACAAAAAUAUGAAAGCCACCUCUGAUGAGCGAGGGACCAGGGUUCAAGGCCGAGUUUCUAUGACUACAACUGGCAGCAGGAAAUCUGUUAGAAAUCCUCUCCCUCCAACAAGGCAAUCAUUACCAGUAUUAAAGAAGAUCAACAUGGAAAAAAGUGAUACAAAGAAGGAAAAUUCUGAAAAGUCAGAGAAGUUUAGCGUAAAACAUGGAUUUCCUGUGAAGCCCAGAGUUAGCAGAACUGCUGUAACCCUCCCGAGCAAUUCGAGCAGCCGUCCAAGGAGAAACAGAGUUAGCUAUGAUUUUGUGGUCAUGACAUCUAGAGCUCAGUCGAAGGUUGGUACCGGAGUAUUGUCCAGAAAAUCUGCCAAAAGUACUGUGAAAAUUGCAAGUGCAAUUUCCACUACGCAGAGAAACUCAAAAUCAAAGUGCACACUGGGUACGAACAAACUAAUGUCUGAUGCUGCUAUUUCGUCCAAGAGAAAGCAGGACAUGGCCAAACCUUCUCUGUCUGCAGAAACUUCCUCAGUUGUUUCCAGUGAAAAACCCUCUCAAAAGGAGGUUCUUUCUGGUAGUAACAAUAAUGUUGAUAGCACUAGGUUAGACGUUAUUGCUAGAAGAAAAUCUGACCGCAGGAAUUCGUUUACAUUCUCACUGAUGUCCGGAUCAAAGUUUCCAAAGCAACAUGGUAAAACACUGGAAAAUUUACCCAAUAUAUACGAUGUUCGCAAUCAUCUUGAAGUUAGUGAUUAUGUGGACGACAUAUAUCAGUAUUAUUGGGUUAUGGAGGGUCAGAAUCCAUUGUUGAAGGAUUACAUGGAAAUUCAGACAGAUAUUAACCCACAGAUGCGGGGAAUAUUGGUCAACUGGCUUAUUGAGGUUCAUCACAAAUUUGAUUUAAUGCAAGAAACACUUUUCCUCAUGGUUACACUUCUAGAUCGGUAUCUCUCCCUUGAGAUCAUCAAGAAGAAUGAAAUGCAAUUAGUUGGCCUUACUGCACUUCUAUUAGCAUCAAAAUAUGAAGACUUUUGGCACCCCAGGGUCACUGACUUAAUUAGCAUCACAGCAGAAUCAUAUACCAGAGAUCUAAUGCUUGGCAUGGAGAAGGCAAUCCUAAAGAAAUUGAAAUUUCGUCUUAAUGAGCCUACUCUUUAUGUCUUCAUGCUAAGGUUUCUCAAGGCUGCUCAAUCAGAAGUAAAGUUUGAACAUCUUGCAUUUUACCUCAUUGAGCUUUGCUUAGUUGAAUACGAGGCUUUAAACUACAAGCCCUCAAUGCUCUGUGCAUCAGCUAUCUAUCUUGCCCGAUGUACAAUGAAAAUGACUCCAACAUGGACUCCUCUUCUAGAAAAACACACUCGAUAUGAAGAACCCCAAUUAAGGAAUUGCACGGAGAUGAUAAUGAAGUUCCACAAAGCUGCUAGAACUUCUAUGUUGAAAGUCAGUUACGAGAAGUACAUGAAACACGAUCACUACAAAGUUGCAGCUAUAAAGCCUUUGGACAUUCUUCCUCUCUGAUUCCACAUUGAUGUAUCGAUUUCAAGUUUUUGUCCCUUAACACCAUCUCUCUGCUAGUGGACUGGACUGCACGUUGAUAUAUAAUAUGGUUGAUGAAGUCUAGGUUAGACGUCAAAAGUGUGCGAUGUGUAUUGAGAUUUAAAGAUAUAAGAGUAUCUUAACUGUUAUGUUAAUAGAAAAAGUCUUGGAUCUAUCCAUUGUAAAAUCAAAUAUAACAAUUUCUAAAAGCUUAGGUCCAGUGUGCAUUUUGUGUCA